This is a messenger RNA of Cryphonectria parasitica EP155, 1452 nucleotides long. RefSeq lists its product as uncharacterized. The record is from RefSeq and is a predicted model, not a curated record. Bases 212 to 757 code for a protein of 181 amino acids. NCBI's taxonomy places the organism in Eukaryota, Fungi, Ascomycota, Sordariomycetes, Diaporthales, Cryphonectriaceae. The transcript is spliced from 4 exons.
AUGUAUGUAUGUAUGUAUGUAUGUAUGUAUGUAUGUAUGUAUGUAUGUAUGUAUGUAUGUAUGUAUGUAUGUAUGUAUAUAUCUAUAGAAAGGGUCUUUUCGCUUGCUUGUCUCUCUUGAGAUUGUCUACGCCGCCUCUUCCCUCCGAAGUAAUCAUCGCCGUACUAAGUUCCUCGCGCAUCAUCGUGUUCAACACCAGAAGCGAGUAAAGAUGGGCCGACCAGAGAUCUUCAAGACCCUGCACAUGGCCGAGGGCAUGUACAUGAAUAUCCUCUUCGACCCCUCUCUACCCUCCGACUCCCUGGACCGCUGGCAAGCCGAAGUCGUCUGCGAGGGCUCCAAGCCCGGCGUGGGUACCUUCUCUGUGCCACCGCACUGGCACAAGAAACACUCGGAAAAGAUGACUGUGAUUGAGGGUCGCAUCAAGGUCACCAUCGACGGGAAAGAAAAGAUCGUGGGUCCGGGGGAGCGUAUUACUAUUCCGGCGUAUACAGUGCAUUCGAUUGCGGGUUUCAAGGGGGAGAGGCUUGUGUGCAGAGAGCGGGCGGAUCCCUCUGGGGAUUACAAGGCUGCGUUCUUCAACGAUCUUCUAGCACGAGGAUGGCCCACGCCGUUCCUGUACUCGAUGAGGGUCUUUUACGAUGGCGAUAUUUAUCCCUCGUUGGGGCUGGGCUGGAAGGGCUUUGAUGUCGCGUUCGUGACGGUGUUUGGACUCAUUGCGAAGUUGUUCAUGCCGGAGAAACAAAAGCUCCAGUGAAAGAGGGUCAUAUUCUGAGGCAAAGUCAAAACACCUGUCCGAUGCGCUGUUGAUUAAUAUGAAAAUUUCUAUGCUCAUGUUAUAACUAUCUGUGUAACAUCUCCGCAUUUGCCUGUUAUUUCACAUCUACGUUAUUCCUUUACGUGUUGAAUUUGAUGAGCGCCACCGAAAACCCAUACAUACUUUAGACAGGAUAGUUUUGUUUUCACGAGGAUGACUACCUUCUGAUCAUGCCUGGAUUUAUUGUGGGAUGAUUAGUGCUGAGGUGAUGUUGUCUAAGCAUCAGGAACAAAAGCAGCCUGUACCCUUUUCCCGCUAAUCAACGUCCAAGCCCUUUUGGUUUUUUCUAAGUACUGUCAGUGUGUCUAGUCUGUACUGUCUAGGAGAGGGACUGCACCAUCAUAUUGAAGCUGACAAUUAACGUUAAGCGUAAGGCAGCAGACGUUUGAAUGGCUAACGCUUUUACCACAGGCUUCUUCGCAGCCAGGCGAGAGUCUUCCUGUAAGCUAGAGAACAUCAAUACCUGGGGAGCAAGUGGUCAUCAUGAAACACAAAUGAUAUAGAUCUGGAGUGACGCAUGACUUUGCAAGCCAACAUUUGUUACAUUUUUACGGUAGAUGGAACAAGGGAUGUCAAGAGGUUGCGCACAAAUGAAAGAAUAUCUUACAUAGAAACAUUCCUCAAAGCACAACUCC